UUUAGGAGCUGUUUCCAAAUCAACUAAAAAUCAAACAGAGAGUAGAUGCCAUAACCGCAUCAAUAUCUCACUUAACUCAUUGCGUUAAAAGACACACCUUUCCUCGCAAGAGAACUAAGAUCACAAAGUUUCUUCUCUUUUACUCGCUGUUUAAUUCAAUGGGUUUUAUUUUAAAAUUUCUGUUAUAGAAUUUUACUCUUAUGUGCAUGCAAAUGCAGCCUGGUAGGAGUCCCAGUGUGACGUUUGAAAGCUGAAGAAAUUGAAGUUGGUUGGUGAUGUAAUGAAUCUGGCAAAUAUGGCUCAAAAAUAGAUAAAACCGGGACAGGCAGAGAAGAAGAGAGAAAAAAAGUUGCUAAGAUUAAACAUUCCUUGAAAAAGACCAUGCAAUGUGAAUUGAGAUUCUCAAUCCUAAGUUUGUUGAUUGCAGACAAUGAUUACAACUGCCUAAAAGUUGGAUGGUCCUUGUGCUUUAUAGGAGCCCAACAGAACCUUCAUUGUCAAACUGUUUGAAUGUUGAUGCACUAGAUAGAAUAGAGAAGAAUAAGCGGUAGGGAGUUGAAGUAAAGAGGCCAAUAUCAUUGACGUUAGUCUCAUUGCAUUUAAUUUCCUAUUCAUGGUAUAAUUUCCAGCAUUUUUGGAGUGGGAAGCUGAGAGAUGGGGGCAGAUGGUAGUAGAGAGGAGCAAAUGCAAGAGCCAGCAGGCUGUCAGGAGAGAAUUUUUGUUUCAGUUCGUCUGCGCCCUCUCAAUGAGAAGGAAAUUGCUAGACAUGAUGUAUCAGACUGGGAAUGCAUCAGUGAUAACACAAUCAUAUACCGGAACAGCCUUUCGGUUUCCGAGAGAUCCAUGUACCCAUCAGCCUAUACAUUUGACAGAGUUUUUAGCUCUGAUUGCCCCAAUGAGCAAGUGUAUGAGGCAGGAGCAAAGGAAGUUGCUCUUUCAGUUGUCAGUGGUAUAAACUCAAGUGUUUUUGCUUAUGGACAAACAAGCAGCGGAAAGACAUAUACGAUGAUUGGAAUUACUGAAUAUGCCAUGGCAGAUAUAUAUGACUACAUACAGAGGCACAAGGAAAGAGAGUUUAUCCUGAAGUUCUCUGCUAUGGAGAUUUACAAUGAAUCUGUUAGGGACCUCCUUAGUGCAGACAGCACUCCCCUCAGGCUUCUAGAUGAUCCCGAAAGAGGGACAGUUGUUGAGAAACUCACAGAAGAAACUUUGCGGGGCUGGACUCAUUUUAAGGAGCUUUUAUCUGUGUGUGAAGCUCAAAGACAAAUAGGAGAGACUUCUCUGAAUGAGACAAGCUCUAGAUCCCAUCAAAUUUUGAGGCUGACAAUAGAAAGUUCUGCACGUGAAUUUUUAUGCAAUGACAAUUCUAGCUCCCUUGCAGCCACUGUGAAUUUUGUUGAUCUUGCAGGAAGUGAGCGUGCAUCUCAGACAUUAUCAGCUGGUGCAAGGUUGAAAGAAGGUUGCCAUAUAAAUCGCAGUUUAUUAACACUUGGAACUGUUAUCCGUAAGCUGAGCAAGGGAAGAAAUGGACACAUUCCUUUCAGAGAUUCAAAGCUGACUCGUAUACUUCAGUCUUCCCUAGGAGGCAAUUCUAGAACUGCUAUCAUUUGUACGAUGAGUCCAGCACGAAGCCAUGUUGAACAAUCAAGAAACACCCUCUUGUUUGCAAGUUGUGCUAAAGAAGUGACUACCAACGCACAAGUCAAUGUGGUCGUGUCUGAUAAAGCAUUAGUGAGGCAGUUGCAAAGAGAAUUGGCUAGAUUAGAGAACGAAUUGAGAAGCGCAGGAACAACUUCUAUUUCCUCCGAUUCUGCUGCGUUGCUGAGAGAGAAAGACCUUGAGAUUGGAAAGCUGAAGAACGAGGUAACCAUACUGACUCAGCAAAGAGACCUUGCUCGGUCUGAGGUUAAGGAUCUGCAACAAGUGGUUAACAACAAAUAUCCUGGAUAUGAAAGACCGGCGAAAAUAUGGGCAAGUCCAGACCCUCAGUACCCUAAACUGCGUGUGCGAAAUUCAUGGGACUUCGAGAAUUCAAUCACUGAAACUCCUGUUUUAGCUGUUGGUGGUAGAUCUUGCACCCCUUCAGUUAGAAAAAGCUGCAGUUCUGAAGAGAGCUUCCUCCAGCUUCCCGACUUCAAACUGAAUAUACCGCAUCCCAGUUCCUCCCCACAGCCUUCACCUAAAAUUCCUAAUUUUGUUGGAAGUAAUCUAUGCCAGGAGGAGAAUGGUGAACAUGAUGAAAAUUCAGAGACAAUUUGCAAGGUAGUUCGUUGCAUAGACUCGGGAAGGUCAAGUGUGAAUAGAUAUUCAGGCUCAAACUUGUCAGAGUCUAACCCAAAUAUUUAUCAAAAUUAUAAAAUGUCAUCUCCUAGGGAAAACGCAGCUAUUUUAGGACUGAUGGAUGAUGGUAAUGAAGAUAGACCAAAGGGAGAAUCCAGGUCACUUUAUUUGAAAAACAAUAGCAACCAUCCUGAUAUUGCUAUUCCAUCUCCUGAAAAGCAAUAUUUAUGGCGGCUGAAAGAAGAAAUCUCUAGCUGUAGAAGCUUGAAAUUAACUAGGAGUAGAAGUUGUAAAGCAACUUUUAUGACUGGUUUGGCCUCCCAGUGGAUUGAGAGGGUAGAAAAGGAUGAGAGCACACCUCCCAUAGGGAAUGAGAAAGAUUUCCCUGGAAGACCAGACAGUUUCCAUAGAAAACUUUCUGCAUUGAAGUAUGAUCUUCACAAUGAGGGGCUGUCUAGAAAUGGCUCCCGAAGUUCUUCAACAAGUGCUACUCUUUAUGACCUUAAAGCUCAGAUAUCAAGAAAUGAAUCUCAAAGUUCUUUGACAAGUGCUGCUGGUAUUGAGCUUAAGGCACAGAAUGUCCCAAUUCCAGAGGAUCCGAAUAAUACUGGUUUCUGUACUUCAAUUGGAGGAACACAACUUGCUGAUCAUGCGGUGCAGGUGACGGAGCCCAUUUUACAUGGAAAGACAGUUAAAGACGUCGGCUUGGAUCCAAUACCAGAUGGUUAUGGAAGUCCUUCAGCAUGGCCUUUAGAAUUCAAGAGGCUUCAAAGAGAGAUCAUUGAACUUUGGCAUGCUUGCAAUGUGUCAAUGGUCCACAGGACCUACUUCUUUCUGCUAUUUAAGGGAGAUCCAAAAGAUUAUAUAUACAUGGAGGUGGAACAUAGGAGGCUGUCCUUCCUUAAGAAUGUAUUUUCCCAUGGUAAUCAAACUGUAGAAAAUGGACGAGUCCUUACCCCUGCUUCAAGCAUGAAGGUUUUACGUCGUGAAAGGCACAUGCUGAGUCAGCGGAUGGGCAAGAGACUUUCCAAAGUAGAAAGAGAGAACCUCUUCCUUAAAUGGGGCAUCGGUUUGAACACCAAACACAGGAGGUUGCAGUUGGCUCACCGCUUGUGGAUUGACAGUGAAGACAUGGACCACAUUGCUGAGAGUGCUGUCAUUGUUGCAACGCUGGUUGGCUUUGUGGACCCAGAGAAAGCUUUUAAGGAAAUGUUUGGGCUCAACUUUACACCAGGACAACGCACACACAAGAGACGAUAUAGUUUGAAACGCAGUUUAAUGUCUAUAUUAUAGGUAUUAUAUAUUAUUAUGAUAGUUUAUCAUACAAAAACUGCUCCUGUUUAAUUGAUUCCCCCCACAGUUUAGUUUCUUGUUCACAUAUACAUCUUUUAUUGUUUACAGACUUUGAUUUUGGAUUUUCUGAUUCUGAUUUUAGUAUAAUGCAAAGAGUUUGUAAAUCAAAUCAGGCAAUAACUGAGCGUUGUGGAUGGUGAUAAGCAUGUUGGGAAUAUAGGAGAAGGAUGACGAAGGACUUGUUUGAUUAUUUUCAAAAUGGAAAGUUAAACAUGAUUAGCAUUUAUUUGAUUCAUUCUAAAAGUUUUAAGAUGUGGAUUUCACAAAAUUUGUAGUUUGCUUUGUCUUCCCAUGCCGUACCCGUUUUUAGUUUGAUAGUGUAACGCCGUAAUCUCAAUGAUAUAUUAUAAUAUAUAUAU
Molecule: messenger RNA, 3992 nt
Organism: Durio zibethinus
Lineage: Eukaryota; Viridiplantae; Streptophyta; Magnoliopsida; Malvales; Malvaceae
Product: kinesin-like protein KIN-7H
Biological process (GO): microtubule-based movement
Molecular function (GO): microtubule motor activity; microtubule binding; ATP binding
Source: RefSeq, a predicted model, not a curated record